UCGGAAGAGGUGGCGGAAGUUGGUGGGAAGGGAGCGUCGGUUGGCUGGUGGGGGGCCCGAGAAGCUCUCUCUGGGGGGUGACAGGCAGACCCGGCGCGCGGCGGCCGAUUUGGUCGUCCUCUCUCCCAUACAGCUCCAUCAGCCAGAGGGAGGAAAAUGACAUCUCUAGGGAAGAAAGCCGGCUAUGCCUCGUCACCCAUCCGUGGACCUGGAGAUGGCAUGGAAACUGAGCAGCCACCUAAAACUGUGGAAGUAAUUGCUGGAGCCCACAAUACAAGUCGUCAUGCCCAUCACAGUCCACACAAGAAAGCUAUCUCUUCCCUGAGUCCUGGAGUUCUCCAACUAGGGAAAAUACACAGUGAUAAGUCAGUGGAGAUUGAAGCUGUUCGAAUACUGGUUCCGAAAGCUGCUAUAACUCAUGUUGUUCCUACCAAAAAUGCUAAGGUGGCUAAAUCCUUGGGACACCAUAAAGGAGAGGACUUCAGCCAGUCAGAUGGAGUCAUAGAACCCAAGAAAGAGCUGUUGGAGCUAAAAAAUGCAGUAGAAAAGCUCAAGAAUUCAGAAAGGAGAUUGCUACAGGAUAAAGAAGGUCUUUCCAACCAGUUACGUGUACAGACAGAGGUGAAUCGAGAGCUGAAGAAGUUACUUAUUGCUUCUGUUGGGGAUGACCUGCAAUAUCACUUUGAACGCAUGGCGCGUGAGAAAAAUCAGUUGAUUCUAGAAAAUGAGGCCCUAGGCCGGAAUAUGUCUCAGCUGUCUGAACAGUUAGAGCGGAUGUCUAUACAGUGUGAUGUGUGGCGCAGCAAAUUCCUAGCAAGCAGAGUCAUGGCUGAUGAGCUAACCAAUGCCAGAACAAUUCUUCAGCGCCAAACCCGGGAUGCACAAAGUGCAAUUCAGGAUCUGUUGAGUGAACGUGACCAGUUCCGUCAAGAAAUGAUUGAUACACAGAAAUUGUUAGAAGAGCUGCUGGUUUCUCUACAAUGGGGGAGGCAGCAGACUUAUUAUCCUAGUGCUCAACCCCACACUACAGCAGAGCUAGCAGCAGUGAACUAUAAACUGGCUAAAGCAGUGAGCUCCCACCUUCUUGGAAAUGUUGGCACUAACACUCCAAAAAAGACUUCCCCACCGACAGAGUUCUGCAACACUCCCGCUGAGAAAAUGGCUGAAAUGGUGCUGCGAGUGUUGGAUCCAGUUGCCUGUACUGAAGCAUCACCAGAAGUUCCCUUUUCUGAGCCUUCCCCACCCUCCUUCCUUUCCACAAAGAAGAACAUUGGUCGGUUUCACCCAUACACCAGAUAUGAAAAUAUAACUUUCAACUGCUGCAAUCACUGCCAGGGAGAACUGAUAGCCCUUUAAAAUCAUUGCGCUGAAGACAAAAUAAAGCCAGUGUAUCUGGAUAUGCUAGCUUUUCCCUGAACGACAGUAGUGAUUUAUCCAUUCUGAUUUCCUUCUUUGCUAUUAUCUUCUUGGGGGGUUGUUAUGCUAGAAAAUGUACUUUUUACUUCCAAUAACUCUCAUGCUUAAGGACCAUCUACAAUAAUCGGUGGUGGGAUCAUAGCUUCUACAGGGCUGGAAUAUGGUUAACGCUCCCAUUUACAAGGGCAAGACCAAAAUGUUACGACAGUACAAUUUAUAGUGUAAAUAGCUCCUUAGAUGUGUAGGAUUUGUAAUUAUAUUAUGAAAUCUUAAUGGAUUUCUGCUCAGGGGAAGACAAAACCAUGAAACUAUUUCGGUACAUAGAGACAAGUGAUGCAUCCACUUGAAACCUCUGAAUAGUGCUUCCUUUAAAAGGGAGUUGAAAUAAAUGCUAAAGUGAGAAACAUUGAGUUACUGUUUAAGUAUUUUCAUUUUAAAAAGGGCAAUAGAAUGCACAAUCAUUUCUAUGUGGUUUAAUUUUUCUCUCUUGUGUUACUCAGUUUGCUGUGGUGCUAUGGUCAAGUAUUUAUAGUCCUAAUUAAGUUACAGGAUCAGGUGCAAUUAACAUUAUGGGUCUUACCUUGAUGGAAAGGGGUAGAGAAGCCUCUUUAAGAAGAAACUUGAAUGAAAUUGAAAGGUGUUUAAGUAGGAGUUGGUGUUGAAUGGAUUCUAGAAGCUAGUGUGUAUGAGGUUGAAACAAGUGGAUUGGAAGCAUUUUAACUCCUAGAACCAAGCUGCUGCAUAGCUGAUGCUCAGCAAAGAUUGAUGUAGUUCCUUUAGUGCAUAGUUUUAAAAACUGAAACUUACCUUAUGCUUAGAGGCAAGAUACUACCCAUGAAAGAUUUUCAUGGGUAUUAUACCUAUGGAGGGACCUGCAUCAUCAAAUACUAGGUAUGCCUAGGCAGUGACCGAGCAUACUAUAUUUUUACUCAUCUGGCUUUACUAGGUUAAUGAGA
Molecule: messenger RNA, 2372 nt
Organism: Malaclemys terrapin pileata
Lineage: Eukaryota; Metazoa; Chordata; Testudines; Emydidae
Gene: BLZF1
Product: basic leucine zipper nuclear factor 1
Exons: 7
Coding region: 157-1356 (399 amino acids)
Biological process (GO): Golgi to plasma membrane protein transport; Golgi organization
Cellular component (GO): Golgi membrane
Source: RefSeq, a predicted model, not a curated record